Messenger RNA from Macrobrachium nipponense, 2021 nucleotides. RefSeq lists its product as uncharacterized. Bases 214 to 1938 code for a protein of 574 amino acids. The transcript has 5 exons. Gene Ontology annotation, biological process: protein ubiquitination. Lineage: Eukaryota; Metazoa; Arthropoda; Malacostraca; Decapoda; Palaemonidae. The record is from RefSeq and is a predicted model, not a curated record. Gene Ontology annotation, molecular function: ubiquitin protein ligase activity.
GUCAUAGAAACAAUGGUUGCACAUCAAGUCUCAACAGUAGUCUGCUCUUUCUGCAAUGUGUCGCUGCAAUUUAUUUCAUUCAUCAUCGAAUUAUGAUAGUGGUUCAGUGUAUUUAACAGUUACAUGCUACCUUAUUCAUUCGAGUUUGUAUGCAGUUACUGGUGGCAUUCAUGCUUGCUGUAAUAAAGCCGUUGUUUAUCAAGAAGUGAUUUUAUGAGACGGAGAAAAGAACAGCAGAGGAAAAUGAGUGGCAUAGACUGCAAAAUGUGUUGUAAUUCUUAUAACACGUUUGAAAGAAGACCUCUAGUUUUGCCCUGUGGACACACAUUUUGCUCCAGCUGUAUCUGUGUUCCUAUCAAGGAGGAAAAAUUGACAUGUUACACCUGUCAUAUGGAACACACUGUUCAUUCUAGCACAAUAUUCCCCAUUAAUUUUGAAGUGGAAAAUAUCCUACACCGCUUCACCACGAUGGAUUCUAACCCUUUCAUGGGAGCAACAAGUAAGAUGAGUCAAAGCAUCGAAUCAGUCAGCCUUGCGAUGAACAGAGAAGCCAUUGAAUCUCGGUUCCAGGAAGCAAACUCCCAACUCCAGUACUACAAGACGCACCUAGAAAGUUGGGAAGAAGGCUGCCAAAGGGAGUUCCAAGAGCACAUGGAAUUCAUUGACCGCAUUGGGAAUAUUCUUAAGUGGAUCACAAACGAGAUCUUUCGAGUUGAUGAAACUUUGCAUGAGGGAGAGAAGAAGAUGCAGGAGGUGAAGGAUUCCAAGGAAAAGCUGGAUGAAGUGAGAGGGGCACAGAACUUGUUCGAGGCUUUCCAGAAGGUUUAUGAGCGUUAUGACUCGUUUGACAGCUGGGUUCGCCAUGUGGGGGCGAGCUUUCCCGACAAGAAGCGCCUUCAGAAAUCCUGCCAGCUGCAGUCAACAUCAUUCCGGAAGGAAGGAGCAUCAUCGUCAGUCAAAUCGGAAGGUGCAGCCUUUAAUGAAAAAAAGGAUGUAUGCCCUGGUGCCUGCUCUGACGGUUUGGAUGGCGUUGUAGGAGAUAGUUUUUCCUCGUUGUCGAUAGAAGACAAAAUCGAAAAAAUCAUGGAUUUCUUCCCCACUCGACGGAAGAGUCAGUUCACGCAGACACACGAGGCUGCGUUUCUCAAAGAGAUAGACAUCCGCGACAUAUCUCCAUUCACCGAAGGGAUGCUGAGGCAGGGACGUGUGUUUGCAGCUCAGACCGACAGAGACAAAGGUACUACACGGUACGCAAGAAUCAGCCUCGAUAAAAGCGACAGGCUAUGGCUCCAUGUCCUCGGGAAUCCUGAAGAAAUACCCUGUGAUUCGUUCUUGGUGCAGACCUUACCUUACAGACCUUACAUCUUGUUCGGGUUGCCCCAGGUCCCUCAGUGUGAGGCACCUCUAAUGUCUACCAGAGAGUUGCUAGUACAGUGGCUACAGCUCGGCGAUGGGGAAAGAUCUUUUGGAAGACUGAUACUCACCCUUCAUCAGCGCAGCUCAGCCGCCAUACAGUUUUCCAAGCUUUGCAGAGGAACCGAAGGACUUUCCUACCUGAACACAAACAUGAUCAAGUUAGAAAACGACGAGACGUACCACGUCGAAUGCGCCUACUUCGGCGAUUAUGAAAACAACGACGGAUCAGGGGGAAGGGCUCUUCUUCAAGGCGUCGAUUGGAAGGAAGAUGCCAUUCGAAAAGGAAACAACGGUCCGUGUGAUUUGUACAGAAUCCGGGCGACUUCGCAGGACGAGUCGAAAGCCACCCAGUUUCAUAUCUUUACCAAAACUACUGCCAGAGUUGCACCCAUUUCCUCUGGAUUUCUCGGAAGGGUAGUGGAGGGCGCACAUGUCUUGACCGAGGCCAUUUCACAGUGCCCGGACGUCAGGAGAAUUUAUGUGAAGGAUUGUGGUGUUUUGAUAAGAAACAUUGUCAGAUGAUCUGUUCAGGUAAUCAGUCCAUCAUUUUCAUUUUAAUUGCAAAAUUGUAACCAGGAAUGCUCCCAAUAAAACCUGAAACAUGA